Molecule: messenger RNA, 2128 nt
Organism: Pollicipes pollicipes
Lineage: Eukaryota; Metazoa; Arthropoda; Thecostraca; Pollicipedomorpha; Pollicipedidae
Exons: 6
Coding region: 196-1938 (580 amino acids)
Source: RefSeq, a predicted model, not a curated record
CAUAACUAGCCGUAACCGGUUCAGUGUGCAGUGCACUUGGGAGGCGGCCCCGCGGAGCAUGUGGGACCUUGGGCGGGUCAGUUCAGUCGGGUUAUUGUUCUGGGAGGAUAGGUGGUCAUGUACGGGAGUGGACCUGACUGAGUGAGGUACUGGUGGCAUCGUGAUCGCCCGUGUAGAGUUCUGUGGCAUCCUGCGAUGCCGGAGCAGCGCUGUGAGAUGUCCGAGGAGCUGCUCUACCGCCCCAGCAGCCCGGUCAGUGGCCUGCCCCCAGCCGAGGUGCCGCCGCCGCCGUCUGCAGCAGCGGCGGCCGCCGCCGCGACGGAGGGUCCGCUGGACCUGACGACCCGGUCGGCCGGCUCGACCACCGACCCGCUCGCCAUGGACCUCAGUCUGCCCGACAAGGACUCGCCGGUGGAGGCGUGCUACACGUGUGGCACGUCCGUGCGGCGCAGCACGCUGCACGCGCUGCUCGUGCUGCGCCGCCACCGCUACGGCGACGAGCCGUUCUUCCCCAGCCUGCUGGAGCACAGCCGGUCGGCUGGCUCAUGGCCCAUGACGCCCGACGGCCGCGUCAACGUGUGCACCGCCUGCGCGCGCAGCCUGAUGGGCCAGUGGGACGGCUACCAGAAGGAGAACAAGGUGGUGCCGGGCAGGCGGAGCUACGCGGUCCAGGCCGGCAGCGGCCCGCCGCUCGGCGAGUUCGUCUGCUACAUGUGCUGCCUCACGUACUCUGUGGCGUGCCGCAUCCGGCUGCGUGUGGCGCCGGCGCCCGGUGGCGAGCCCUUCCACCCGGACGUGCUGCGGCCGGCCACGCCGCCCGGCGCCGAGGGCGUGCGGGCCGGCACCGUCGCCGUCUGCAUCAACUGCAAGCGGAAGGCGGCGGUACUGCGCGCGCUGCAGCAGGGCCGCCCGCUGCCGGCCGACAGCCACUGCUACCGUAUCAUCGAAGAGACGGUGCGUGAUGCGCGCUCGCACCCGCCGCCCGUCGAGCCAGCCACCUCCACGUUCGAGAGCAUCCGCGUGCGCCGGCUGGAGGUGGUGUGCCUCUGGUGCCGCGGCACGCACCAGCGCGAGUUUAUGGCAGAGGUGCGCUUCAGCAGCGCCGACCCGGCGCGCGCCCACUUCCCGGCGCUGGCGCUGCAGCCGCGGCCGCCGGGCGUCGUGGUAUGUCGCGGCGGCGCGCUGGUCUGCCUGCAGUGCUGCCGCGCCCUCCAGAAGCAGUGGCUCGAGUACGAGGCGCGCGGCGCGCCGCUGGCCGAUCGCGUGUACGCCAUGCGCCGCGGCUCGUGCGGCAGCGGCUCGGACGCGCGACGGGCGCCGCUGCCGCCGCCGGCCGCUUCGCCCAAGCCCAUGUCGCUGGUGGCGCCGUCGACGGUGACUGCUGGCUGCUACGCCUGCCACCAGCCGCUGGAGGCCAACCGCGCCUACGAGGUGCGCACGGAGCCCAGCCCUGCCGACGCGUCGGCGCCGUUCUUCCCGCAUCUGGCGCAACAGCGUCACCUGCCGGCGCCCGUCUCCAGCGUGGCCGUCUGCGUCUUCUGCUACCACACGCUGGCCGACCAGUGGGCGCGCUACGAGCGGCUCUCGCGCAAGAUCGACCCGUACCGGCGCGAGUACGACACGCACAACUUCAUCUGCUUCGUCUGCAGCGUGCGCACGUACCGGAAGCGUCUGCACGUGAUCGAUGUGAAGGACUUUCCGUUCCUGACGGCGUCGCACCGGUAUCCGGAGGGGGCGCUGCUCAUCUGCAAUCGGACCAAGUCGGUGGUGUGUCGCGACUGCCACGGCACGCUCAACUGCCAGUUCCAGGACUACGAGCGCUGGAACCUGCCGGUGAGCAAGCGCGAGUACAACUGGGUGACGCGGCCGCCGCCGCCGGAGAGCCCGGAGCCCAUCGGUCGGCCCGACACUGUGAUCGUGCGCUACGUAGCCGCUUAAGCUCUCCUGGAUCAGAGCCGCCGUUGUAACGCUGUUUUCCGCCAGAGAACCUCGCCCAGUCGUAUCGUUGGAUCCGUGCUUCUCAUACUGUCAUAUUGGUGGUGAUACAGGUGAUAGCCCUCUGCGCUUACGUUAUAAGACCGCACGGGUUAUUUGUGUAUGUGCUAUCGAAUAUAUUUAUGCUGAGAUC